Molecule: messenger RNA, 715 nt
Organism: Medicago truncatula (barrel medic)
Lineage: Eukaryota; Viridiplantae; Streptophyta; Magnoliopsida; Fabales; Fabaceae
Product: transcription factor MYB114
Exons: 3
Coding region: 1-660 (219 amino acids)
Source: RefSeq, a predicted model, not a curated record
AUGUGUAUGGAAAAUAGCAGAAUCAAGAGAAAACGUACGUGGACAUCUGAGGAAGACAAGUUACUCAAAGCUUAUAUUAACAAGUAUGGUGAAGGAAAAUGGCAUUUAAUUCCUAAAAGAGCAGGACUGAAUAGGUGCAGAAAAAGUUGUAGAUUGAGAUGGUUAAAUUAUUUAAACCCAACCAUCAACAGAGAAAUCUUUUCUGAGGAUGAAGCUGAUAUGAUCCUUAGGUUACACAACCUCUUGGGGAAUAGAUGGACGUUGAUUGCUGCAAGACUUCAAGGUAGAACAGCUAAUGAUGUGAAAAACUAUUGGAACACUCAUUUGAAGAAUAAGGAUGUUUCAAGAGCAAAAGAAAAGAAAGAAAAAGAUAACCCUAAGGAAAUUAUUAAAGCUCAUGAAGUUAUUAAACCUCGUCCAUUAACUUUUUCAACUCAUUCACCUUGGUUGAAUGGGAAACAUAAUUUUGUGACACAUCCAAUAUUGGGUAACGUUCCUAGAUAUCAUGAUGCCUCAUCAGACACUAUGGUUCCUGAUCAAAUUGGUAGAGAUUGUGCUUCUGAUUCACAACCAAGACUAGGUAAUGCCCCAGUAUUAUGUGUGCAAUGUGGUUGCUCUUCAUUACAAGAGCAGAACUAUAAGGUUUUUAAAUGGUUAUGACUCUUUUUGGGAUUCACACUUUAGGAUCUUUAGUUUGUUGUGUAAUAUUCUUAGU